Oxyura jamaicensis (ruddy duck) is the source of this 1693-nucleotide messenger RNA. RefSeq names its product thioredoxin like 1 (gene TXNL1). The transcript has 8 exons. Lineage: Eukaryota; Metazoa; Chordata; Aves; Anseriformes; Anatidae. The coding region runs from base 86 to 952 and encodes 288 amino acids. The record is from RefSeq and is a predicted model, not a curated record.
UGCGCGUUGCGCGCGGGGCGCGGUGCAUGCCGGGCGCGCGGCGCGCCGUGACGCUGCAGAUCGCGGUCCGGGGCCGCCGCCCGCCAUGGGGGGCGUGAAGGCGAUCGCCAACGACGCCGAGUUCCAGCCCGAGCUCAGCGCCGCCGGCUCCCGGCUCGCCGUCGUCAAGUUCACCAUGCGGGGAUGUGGCCCUUGUUUAAGGAUAGCCCCCGCGUUCAAUGCUCUGAGUAACAAAUAUCCCCAGGCAACAUUUUUGGAAGUGGAUGUGCAUCAGUGCCAGGGCACAGCUGCUACCAAUAAUAUAUCAGCAACACCGACGUUUCUGUUUUUUCGAAACAAAGUGCGAAUCGACCAAUAUCAAGGAGCAGAUGCUGUAGGUUUAGAAGAAAAAAUUAAGCAGCACCUGGAGAAUGAUCCUGGAAACAAUGAAGAUACAGAUAUUCCAAAAGGAUAUAUGGAUUUAAUGCCAUUUAUCAAUAAAGCCGGCUGUGAAUGUCUUAACGAAAGCGAUGAGCAUGGAUUUGAUAAUUGUUUACGUAAAGACUCUACCUACUUGGAGUCAGACUGCGAUGAGCAGCUGCUUAUUACUGUAGCUUUUAGUCAACCAGUCAAACUUUAUUCUAUGAAACUUCAGGGGCCAGAUAACGGACAAGGUCCAAAGUAUAUAAAAAUCUUUAUCAACCUUCCUCGAUCUAUGGAUUUUGAAGAAGCAGAAAGAAGUGAACCAACUCAAGCCCUGGAGCUAACACCAGAUGAUAUUAAAGAAGAUGGUAUUAUCCAGCUUCGCUAUGUUAAAUUUCAGAAUGUUAACAGUGUAACUUUGUUUGUCCAAUCCAAUCAUGGUGAUGAAGAGACAACAAGAAUCACAUACUUCACGUUUAUUGGAACUCCAGUCCAAGCAACAAAUAUGAAUGACUUCAAGCGACUUAACUUCCCAUUUCUAAAGAACUAAAAAUGCAGAAGAAAUUAAAAAGUAAUAAUAAGAUUGAUGUGGUCUCGCACUGCUCCCUUCCUUGCUCCCUCUGCUCAUCUAGCAUCUUUCACCCUUUCCACAAUCUCAGCACUGAUGCAAGAGCCAUCUCUGCGCCUUCUGCAAUCAGGAACAGCCUUCUCUACCUUCUGACGCAUCAACUCAUCUUUUUCUUUUUUUUUUUUCCCCAUCCAAAUCUUACUUUAAGCGCUUCUCUUUCAGUCUUUUAAAAUUUCUGUUCUUUUUAUCCCAAACUUGAUAUUUUUAAAAGCAUACUGUGUAGUACUUUUUUUUUGGUAACUCAUUUUUCAGCCUGUAUUGCAUUUUGUAAAAGCUGUUUGAAAUGUAGUUUGUGAAAUGCUGUAGCAAGACUUGGCUUUCUUACUCCUAGUACAGCUUAGUGUUCUUUGGUGUGACCCUUCAGUAAGCAGUGCGCAAGCCAGCAGGAGAUGCCAAGUACCCGCUACUGUCCCGCACUUGGCUCUAGGGAACCUCCUGAAGGCAGACACAGUGAGGAGCUGGUGAGCCUUUGUACAAAGGUGGCCUGAUCAGGGUACUCCAAAAGCAACAGCUUAGUUGCUUGACCUUUAUAUAUUGAAAACAAAACUGCGCACACAAAAAUGCCCGCUUCUGCUCCACAAGGCUCCGUGGUAGAGUUUCCCGUUUUACUGUUUGUAAUGGGCCAUAGAGGAUGGUUUUCUUGUCACUGUCAGGCUGUGGUUA